Messenger RNA from Camelina sativa (false flax), 2202 nucleotides. NCBI's taxonomy places the organism in Eukaryota, Viridiplantae, Streptophyta, Magnoliopsida, Brassicales, Brassicaceae. The record is from RefSeq and is a predicted model, not a curated record.
UGUGUGUGAGUGAUUUAAACCAAACCAAACAAAAACAAACAAACCGCACCAGAAAAAGAAAGCCACGCUUCUCUGUCACUUGCUUCCCUUAUUUCAUUCCCCUUCUCUCUCUCUCUCUCUCUUUCUUUCUCUCUUCUUAUUUUUGCCACACAUCAUCAUCAUUCUCUUUCUCUCUAUUAGAUCGUCUUCUUCUUCUCCCUCUCUUGCUCAAUUAAAAAAAAAAAAAAAAAGAGAGAGUCUUCCCGAAUUUUAUCAGAACCUUCAAAACAAAAAAGCUUAAGUUUUUACGCAUCAUCGAUUCGUUUCAUCCAAAGGGUUUUUGAUUUCUUCUACGUUUGUGAGAAGAGGAACGGUUAUUGGAUACACUUAAAAACUGAAGUUUUAAUAGUGGAAGAACCAAAGAUGCCGUGGACAGCCUUCUUCAUGUUUUUCAACAGGACUUGCACUCGUCUGGUUGUCUUUUUCCUCGUUAUUCUGUAAAUUUGUUCCUGUCAGGUGUUGUUUCCGUAAUCCGGAAUAGCUCUUUGUUGUUGUGCUUAUUUUACUGGUUAGUGUGAGAAUGUGCAUUGUUGUAAACAAGAAGGGAAACCGAUCAUUGAAGGAAAUAGGAACUUUUAUGAUGACUACAUGUUUCAUUGCUAAUUACCAAUCCGUUCAAGUUUGCCAGGCUGAAUAUUUCAGACAGUUGCUUAAGCCUGUAACGUAGUCUGUCGUUUGGAGUUUUCGAGAAUUUGUUUUUUUUGGGCGGCUAUCUACUUUUGAUUUCGAAAGAAUUAUUGUGAGGUAUUACAGAGUCUGGUUUUCUGAAGAGCUGUCUGUGGGGGGAGCUUCUGGUUUGUUGGGGAGUAAGGGCACUGGUGGAAAAUUCGUGAGAUCUUUAGUAUGAUGGCCAUAACUUGAUCUAGCAUUUGUGUUCGACUGUCAACUUAGUUUAGUAGUAACUGAGCAGCUGGAAGCUUACAAAGGCGAAUCAAUCCCUAGUAGAAAUUUUGAAGCAGCUUGCAAGUUUGAGGUGUACAACUUGUUUUUUUUCUCUUUUGUGUGUUUCACAUUUUACCUUUGCACGGGGUUUUCUGAUGCAGAACAACAAUCAGUAUCCUCACUUCUCAGAUGAAGUGGGUGACAGAAACAUGCACCACAACCCUUAUGCAUCAGGGUCAUCCUUUGAUGCUUUGUUCCCACCAUGCGCAAAGUUGCCAUACCAUGGUGUUGAACUCCAACCGUCUGAGGUCUGUCCAAAGAAUUUUGUCAUCUUCGAUCAAACAUACGACCACAGCCAAGUGAUGUACCAUCCUGAGCUGACUCAUAAGCUCAUGAACAACCCAUCAUUGAACGCAUUAGCUUCGACGUUUCAGAACGAGUAUGGAGCUUCGACAUAUCAGAACGAGUAUGCUGGGGGAAGUUAUUAUGGUAACUACGACCAAGAAGUUUCCUCUUCUCAUCAAGAGGAUCCGAAUGAGAUUGAUGCACUCUUGAGUGCAGAUGAAGAUUACGAAGAGGAUGACAAUGAAGGUCAUGAGGAAGGUGAUUCAGAAGAGGUCAGCACUGCUCGUAAUUCUUACAGGGAUUAUGGAAACAGCUCAGCUGAAUCUUGUUGUUCCAGCUAUGGUUAUAACAACAACAACAACAGCAACAGCAACAACAACUCAAGGAAGCAGAGUUUAUCAGGCAGUGCUAGUAGUAACAAUGAUGGGAAAGGACGGAGAAAAAUGAAGAAAAUGAUGGGAGUGUUGAGGAGAAUUGUUCCGGGAGGAGAACAGAUGAAUACAGCUUCCGUUCUUGAUGAAGCUGUUCAGUACCUCAAGUCACUUAAAUUCGAAGCUCAGAAACUUGGCGUUGGACAUUACUCGAACCAAUCUUGAAUGCUUCCGAUAUCUGUUUCUUCCAUUGCAUAUUGUUUCUUGGGAGGUUAAUAAGGUCCAGCGCUAUCUGGACCUCUCUCUCUUUAUUCCUCCCACUCUCUCCUCUCUUCCUCUUGCAGGAUGGGAUCUACUACCUAACGUUGAAUCUCUCUCUAUUUCUCUCUAUGUAUUUUGCGUUUUGUGUUUGGUAUUGCUUCGAUGGGUUUGCACAAGUACUUAGCGGAUUUGUUUUGAGCUUUUGAUUUUGUAUUGUUUUAACUUUUCAAUGUACUCAUUUACGACAAUGAACAAUUAGGGUUAGUGAUUUGCUUAGUAUAAUAGUAUGUGACCAACUGUGUUA